CACAUUUUGAAAAGUGGCGCUUUCACCGUUGGACAAGAUAGAAGUCUCUUAAAGAUUUCUUUCAGCAACAUCACCAUGCCUGGAGACGCUGAUCUGGAGAUUGAAGAGGCUUUCCGUCGCGCACAGAAAGCUCAUAAUAACAAGGCGAAACUUGUUGCCAGUUUGAAGACCAGAUAUAAUAAGUUGGAAGAUAAGUCCGAAUUCCAUGAUGAGUUCAUCCGAUGCCUGAAGUAUGCCAUGAUCAUUUACACCCGAGAGCCUGCAGUGGAGAAUAUCAUUGAUUUUGUCACUAAGUUUGCUGCGAGUUUCGAAACGCCUGUUAAUGAGGAGGAGGAGGAGGAGGAAGAUGACACUGAGUUUUUGAACUUUCUGUUCAACUUCCUGUUGGAGUCUCACGGUGCAAACAGCCAUGCUGUGCGGUUUCGUGUUUGUCAGCUGGCGAAUAAGUUGCUGGGCAGUCUUAGUGAGAAUGCUCAGAUCGAUGAUGAUCUAUGUGAUAGGAUCCAUGAAGCCAUGCUGGUCAGAGUAACAGACAAAUACCCUAAUGUCAGGAUUCAGGCAGCACUGGCCUUGGCCAGACUUCAGGACCCCAAUGACUCAGACUGCCCCACUAUUAAAGCUUAUAUUCUGCUUUUGGAAAAUGACUCGAACCCAGAGGUUCGACGUGCUGUGCUGUCUUGCAUCGCUCCCUCGGCUGCUACACUCUCUAAAAUCUACAAGCGCACCCGAGACGUCAAAGAGAAAGUCAGGAAACUUGCUUAUCAGGUACUGGCAGAGAAAGUGCAUAUUCGAGCUCUGAGCAUCGCUCAGAGAGUGAGUCUAUUGCAUGAAGGCCUCAGUGACACUGCAGACUCAGUGAAGGAGGUCAUCAAGACCCAUUUGCUGCCUGCUUGGCUUCGCUUGCUGCAGGGAGAUGUUUUGCAGUUGCUGCACAAACUGGAUGUAGAGAACUGUGCAGAAACUGCAGUGACUACCUUACAUGCCAUCUUUUCCAUGGCAACAAACCCUGAUGAACUCCUGCAGAAUGGUAUCAGGCUGGAUGAGAGGAAACUAAUUACUGUGGACUCCCUAACAUGUGAAAAUGUGUUGUACUGGAGAGCGUUGUGUGAGUUUGUCAAGAGUAAAGGAAAUGAGGGUGAGGAAUUACUGGAGAAGUUACUCCCUGAGGCGGCCAUCUUUGCAGAGUAUCUAUACAGUUAUCUAAAGAGCAUUACUCCGCUGUCUGAGGAGCAAAGAGCUGAUAUGACACAGCUUGAGAUGGUGAUGACCCAAGAGUUUGUUGGACAGCAGCUGAUUCUGCUAGUCGGGUGCCUUGACACUUCUGAAGAAGGUGGCAGGAAGCGCAUGGUAGCAGUGCUCAAGGAGAUCCUUGUGAUGCCCAACACACCCACGUCUCUGAUAGGUUUGCUGGUGGAGAAACUGAUUGGCAUUCUACGAGAUGACGCACAGAAAAUUCAAAUGGUUGCUGAAAUAAUCUCUGAUGUGAGAGAGCCCAUUUUUCCCAUCUCUGAACCUGUGGAUGAGAAUGAGAAACGCAGAAAGCAAGUUAGAUUAGCUGAGGUGCGAGUGCAGAUAAUGGAGGCCAAGCAGACUUUAGAAGAUUGCAUCAGCUGUCAGGACUUCAGUCGUGCAGCUGAGCUGAAAGACUCCAUCUCUCAGCUGGAAGAGCUCAAGAACCAGCUCGCCCUGGAGGCUUCACAGCCUUCUGAAAAUAUCAAGGAGCAGCGUGUGGAGAAGAGUGAUCCAGAGACUUUGUUGAAAUGUCUGACGAUGUGUGCCGGGUUGUUCAAGCAAAUGAACAUCAAGAGAGGAAUCUGCCCUACCAUGAAUGCUCUUAUAGAGUCACUGAUACUGCCAAGUGUGUCCAACCCUAACCCUGCUGUGCGCAACAUGGCUGUCAUCUGUUUGGGAACUGCUGCUCUCCAUAGUAAAGACCUCGCCAACACACACCUUGUGCUGCUCUUGCAGAUCACACAGCUAGACGAGCCUAAAAUCAGGAUCAGUGCUCUCCGAGCUCUCAUUGACCAGCUCCUGCUCAAUGGCCUUAACAUCCUGCAAGACAAGUCUGCUCCUCCUACCUCCCAGGCACCUGACUCUCCAGACAAUAACGGACAACCUGACCAACAAGUUGAAGAGGAGAGUACCGUCCAGGGCAUUCUGAGGAUGCUUUCAGAAUUCCUUGAUAGUGAGAUCUGUGAGCUCCGCACAGAGACGGCAGAGGGUCUGGCCAAGCUGAUGUACUGUGGGAGAAUCCUAAGUCCAAAGAUGCUUUCCCGUCUGGUGCUAUUGUGGUACAAUCCUGUAACGGAGGAUGACCAAAGACUACGGCAUUGCCUGGGGGUAUUCUUACAGUUAUAUGCCCGGGCCAGCAGAGCAAAUCAAGAGUGUGUGGAGGAGAGUUUUCUGCCAACCAUGAGAACUCUGUUCAAUGCUCCCGUGACCUCUCCAUUGUCUGAGGUAGACGCAUCCAACGUGGCUGAACUGUUUGUUGAACUAACACGACCCAGUGCUCUUGUGCAACCUGCUGCCGUACAGGCUGUGUCUGUGCAUGACUCCCUGGCAGUGCGUGUUUGUAAUGAGAUCUUGAGAGACGUUUCUGCUCCUGAGGUGCGUCUCUACUGUAAAACUCUCAGCUGGCUGGAGAUUAACACUGAGCCUGGACCUGCCAACAAUGAAUUGCAACUACUGUUAAAAGACAUUUUACAGGAAGUGAAAGAUAAGUACUGUACAAGGGUUAUUGAAAAGCUUCGUAACCAGCUAAAUGGGGAUCGUUCCAAAUCAGACAGUAACCAGGACACAACUUUGCUUAACUUGGAUGACAAUACUGGAGAGGUGGUGAACAAAGAUGAGACUAAACCUAAACGUGUAAAACGAGGCCAGAAAAAAGCUUCAACUGCAAAAAAUGGGAAGAAAACCAGUAAAGUGGAGUUGUCCUCUGAAAGGUUUGUUCCACAUCUUGACUUUUUUGUUGUUGUUAAUAUACAAAAUGGAAAAAAAUUACAUUUGAGAUUGUUCAAUUGUGUUUUGUUCUUAUCCUUUCUAUAGUGAUGAAGAGAACGUUCCAGAAGUGCCUCCAUCAGUGCGACCAAGUCGCCGUGCCAAGAUGGCUUCUCUGGAGAAAACCAAGCAGGAUCUGACUGCCCUCAUGAACCAGGAGGCCAAUGGUUCAUAGAGUGGAUUAGUUAUGAUGAAAGUUGACCUUAUAGCAUCCUACAGUCACUUCAGAUCUACCUGAGAAAUUACAUACUGCUAUAUAUUUUUUUUAUACUUUCUCAAGAAAUCUUGACUCCUUAGUCUAAACCUGGGUUGAUGUCAAAAUGGUCUUUGUUAGAAUGCAGCAUCUGCAGGACCUCUCAAGAGGCUGUCCUUGGGAAGGAGUCAUGUUAACAUUUAUUUCAUCUUUCUAAAGAGAGUGCCUUGGAGUUUCCUGAAUUUUUGCAACAUUUAUUUAAUUGUUUGAGGCUGUUCUCU
Rhinichthys klamathensis goyatoka is the source of this 3471-nucleotide messenger RNA. RefSeq names its product non-SMC condensin I complex, subunit G (gene ncapg). Gene Ontology annotation, biological process: mitotic chromosome condensation. Lineage: Eukaryota; Metazoa; Chordata; Actinopteri; Cypriniformes; Leuciscidae. Bases 76 to 3045 code for a protein of 989 amino acids. Gene Ontology annotation, cellular component: condensin complex; condensed chromosome; cytoplasm. The record is from RefSeq and is a predicted model, not a curated record. The transcript is spliced from 21 exons.